AUGGCACCUCCAGCUGGGAACACGUUACCCUUGCCUUAUGCUCAAGUCAACUCGCAGCCGCGUCGGGAGCCUAGGCAACCUAUGAGAACGUCCAAGCUCGGUACCAAGCUCAAAGUUUUGCCCACCCAACCAGAUACACCUUCCAUUCCAGAGGAGGAAGAAGAAGACGAUGACGAGGCUAGAGCACGGGACUUUGCCGAGCGGGACGAAGCUGAAGGGGUCGAGUUCUACACGCCAUUGUCUCAGAUACCUAAAGGGACAGCGAGGAGGGAUGCUCAGCGUUUGACCAAGAGUGAAAAGGCCAAAUUGCCUCGUGUCACUGCAUACUGUACAGCCGCAUCUUACAACCUCCCAGCGCUCCAAGCACACUUGUCCUCCCGACCUGACUCGUAUCGUACUCAUCCGAGAAUGUUCGAUACCGGUUGUCUCUUUACACCUUACCUUCCUCCACCAUCCGCAUCCUCGUCUUGGCGUUCACCAAAUCUCAAGCCAAGUACCAAACACGAUGCUGUCCCCGAGUCUGAUCUCAUCGAUCUCAAUGGAGAUGAAGGGCCAGAGGCUCCAUCGAAAGCUCGAUCAUCGGGACCUCGUCGGAAAACUGGGUUCUCAAAGCGACCCGGGGGCACGAGGAGAGCGGGUGAUCAUGCGGAUAGUGAUGAUGAGGACUUUGAGGAGGAGGUAUGGGUACCUGAUGUGUUCUUAUUCGAGUACGGGACGGUCGUCAUCUGGGGUAUGACAGAGAAGGAGGAGAAGUCAUUCCUUAGGGGCCUGAAAAAGUUCGAGGUGGAAAGACUGUCUCCGGAGGAUGUCGAAAUGGAGGAUUUGAACUUCUACUAUGCCGACUACUCGCGGAUAUACAACGAUGUCAUUACAUUGCGAAAAGGCUCUUCCUACAUGACCAAACUCGCGCUGUCUCACGCGCUUGCUCAAUCCGUCAAGAUCUCUCUGUUUGAAGAGUUGAUUGGUAGCACCAUUGACCAGACAAAGGAUAUUCCAAAGACGAUGUCAGAGACAGGAAAGAUAGGGCUUCCCCGAUCAGAGAUUAUGAAACAGAUUGGCAACCUGUUCAUCCUGAGGAUAAAUAUAAAUCUUGUCGGAUCGAUCCUAGACUCUCCUGAAUUUUUCUGGACCUUUCCCGAUCUCGAACCUUUAUAUACAGCGUGCAGAUCCUAUCUUGAGAUCAGUCAACGUAUCGAUCUGCUCAAUGCGAGAGUCGACGUGCUGCAAGACAUGCUCAAGCUUCUCAAAGAAAGCGUGAAUAGCACACAUGGAGAGCGACUGGAGUCCAUCGUAAUCAUCUUGAUCGGCAUAGAGAUCGUGCUAGGAAUCGUCACCAUCCUUGUGGAUUUGAGUUUGACUUGA
Molecule: messenger RNA, 1362 nt
Organism: Kockovaella imperatae
Lineage: Eukaryota; Fungi; Basidiomycota; Tremellomycetes; Tremellales; Cuniculitremaceae
Product: cytoplasm protein
Exons: 13
Coding region: 1-1362 (453 amino acids)
Source: RefSeq, a predicted model, not a curated record